This is a messenger RNA of Xiphophorus maculatus (southern platyfish), 4098 nucleotides long. RefSeq names its product rho guanine nucleotide exchange factor 15-like (gene arhgef15b). The record is from RefSeq and is a predicted model, not a curated record. The transcript has 16 exons. Gene Ontology annotation, biological process: activation of GTPase activity. Lineage: Eukaryota; Metazoa; Chordata; Actinopteri; Cyprinodontiformes; Poeciliidae. The coding region runs from base 393 to 3623 and encodes 1076 amino acids. Gene Ontology annotation, molecular function: protein binding; guanyl-nucleotide exchange factor activity.
CUGUUCCUCUCUCCUCCUGUCCGUCCGAUCCUCUCAUAAACGGCGCUUGUAACAAAGACGAGACAACAACAAGGGGGUGAUGGGAGCGCACUCAGCACGGCCGACAGACAGACAUUUAUGAAUUGAAUUGAUCUCACCGGAUAUUAAUUAUUUAUUUAUUUAUUUGUCACUUUCAACGACCGUUUUUUUAAGUUUUCCUCGUGACGCGAGCGGAGUUUACGCCGAGCGGCUUUCUGACUUUCCAAAGAGAAGUAGUUCAAGAUGCUAGGCUCAUCGUAGACCCGAAAAAACCAAAGCGGAACAGUCAAAAACCUUGAUUUGGUGAUGAUGAAAUUCCCACACAUCCCAGUCCUCUGACUCUUUCCUGAAACAGAAAGCAACCAUCAGCUGCGAUGUCUGUCCAGGAAUGGCCUGCGUCGCUCCUCAAGCCAGAGGUCAAACCAAAACCAGAAAUUCCUCCUGGACUGCUACACAGGACCUCCCCUUCACCUGUGGGCGGAGGCUCCACGCAUGGAAAGGUAAAGAAAAUAGCAAAAAGGUUCACCAAGCAGGACUCCAGCGAAGCAGCAGGAAAGCAGCUGGUGACUGGUGCCGCAGAACUCUCGCCAAGCACGCAGGUGAAAAAACCACCUGAGACGAGACCCAAACCUAACAGCAUUGCCUCAAAACCCGAGGCGCCGCCGCUGCCCAAGAAGAGGAGCCGCUUCCUGCGGAGACAGACGGAGAGCAUAGGAGAGGAGAGCGAAGGCAUGAACAUUUACAAACGACGAUCAGCACCUGAUGGGAAGGAGGUGGAGGAUCAGGAGACAGGAGCGGCUGAAGCAAACGCAGAGGACAUGCUGUAUACUCCUCUCAGUCGCUGCUGCAACAUAACCUGCACCUGCGUGUGUCACCUAAAGAGACCCGGCAUGAUGCUCAUAUGGGUGCCUGUGGAUGAAGACUCUCCACGUGGGCAGGGUCAGAUCAACAGGGAAGGGCGGAGAGAAGAGAAAGAUGUGAGGGGACAGAAAGCAAAUCAAAUAGAGGCACUGCAAAGAGAAGAACAGGACGUUGGAGGACAGGAACAAGAAUAUGAGUCUGAAUUACCAGCACAGAAGAAGGAGGGGGAGCUGAAGGCAGCAGAGGAUAAGGUGGAAAAGAACGACUCAGAGAAAAAGAGGGAUGAACACGAAGAAAAGAAUGAAGUGGAACAGCAGAAAGUAGAGAAAGCGUUCAAAGUGGGGAUGGAGGGAGAGCCGAAGGAAGCAGAGAAAACAGUGCAUGUCCAGAGAGAAGAGACAGCAGCUGAACUUACAAAGGAGAUGAAAGUGAGUGCAGCAGAUGGAGCACAUCAGCUUCCACAGGAUGGCGCACAUGGUGGAAAGGUUGGUGAGAAGAUUAAAGAGGGAGAAAAUGAAGGGAAGGGGAAGAAUGGGCCAAAAGAUGUGAAAAUGGCAAAAUCACAGUUCCAUCAGUCUCUGGAAAUUGCGCUGGCUGGGGGUCUGAAAAAACUUUCAGACCACAGUUCUCUGGCUUCCCUUACUCGCUGUCAACCUUUACCUCAAAAAAAUCCUCAGCCUCCACCGGUCCCAAGCCAACACCCAGAAGAUGACGAGGAGAGUAGUAUCUACGAACUCCAUCUACCUGACGCUGAUCGGGGCCCUAGAAAGCUCUCAUCUUCGAGGAAUGACUUGCAUGAAGUUCCUAAAAUAAAAGUCCACCAACCAGCUCGACGGGAGAAACCUUCCCACGGCCCCUCAGACACUAUACCUGAGCUUGAGAACACAACAGAACCGCCUCCCAUACUACCGAGGGUCCCUGUGAACGGUUCUCCGGUCUACAAUGGCAGCAACCUCACAACCAGUCGGGUCAGACCACAACUCCCCAAAACGUCUCCUCCAAGCAGCCCUCUGCUUCCUUGCAGACCCCCACCGGCUCCACCGAAGACCCACUCCAGGAGGGCCAGCAGUGUCUCAAUGCAGUCUGCCAACUUGUCAGAAGAAGAAGAUAAAAGAAAUGGAGAGGAAGAAGACACAGACCAGUCUCCAGUCAGAAAGACGUUUUCAUUCAAGUUGUGUCUGACAGACGAGCCUCUGUACCAAACGUACAACGACUUCGCAAUCAAAAAGGAGAUUCAUCGGCAGACCGUAAUCCGAAACAUCAGCAAAACUAGCAUGGACUACGCUACGGAAUUUGCGGCGCGCUUCAGCGAAAAACCAUCUGGAAAGUCAAAUGGGAACUUUGUAGCCAGAUUGAGCCCUGUGCCCACAGUGAGUCAAACCACCUUGUGGCAGGAACUCCCAAACGUACGGGAGAGUGGACUGCUGGACCAGCUCACUGUUAACCAGAUCAAGUACCAGGAGAGCAUGUUUGAGGUCCUGACCUCAGAGACUUCCUACCUGCGGUCCCUCUACGUUCUGACUGAGCACUUUAUGGAAAACCGGGAGCUGGCAGGGACAAUCAUCAUUAGUGAAAGGAAAACACUCUUCUCCAACAUCCUGAAGGUCCGCGAGGUCAGCGAGAGGUUCCUGAAAGACCUCGAAGAGCACAUUUUCAAGGAGAUCGUUUUCCCAGACAUAUGCAACAUCCUCCACUAUCACGCCCAGCACAACUUUUCCACCUACAUCGACUAUGUCCGCAACCAGACCUACCAGGAAAAGACCUUCAGUCGACUCAUGAAGACUAAUGAACAGUUCGCCACAGUCAUCAACCGCCUUCAGGAGCUGCCUCAGUGUCAGCGGCUGCCCUUCAUCUCCUUCCUGCUGCUGCCUUUCCAGCGAAUAACACGCAUCAAGAUGCUCAUCGAGAACAUCUUGAAGAGAACAAAAGAGGGGACGCCAGAGGAGCAGACCGCCUCCAAGGCUCUGGCCUCUGUCUCUAAGAUCAUUGAUCAGUGUAACAGAGACGUAGGAAAGAUGAGGCAGAUGGAAGAGCUGAUUGAAAUCUCGAAGGCGCUUGAGUUUGAUAAGCUCAGGGCCAUCCCGAUCAUCUCUGAGACCCGAUUUCUGGAGAAGAAGGGAGAGCUGCAAGAAAUGUCAAAAGCAAAAACCUUUGUGAACAUGAGGGCCAAGUUCUCUGCGGUUUACCUCUUCCUUUUUAACGAUUACCUGCUAAUUACCGUCAAGAAAAGUUCAGACCGUUACGUGGUGAUGGACCACACUCAUCGAUCUCUGGUGCAGGCUCAGCCUUUGGAUGAAUGUUUUGGUGGCGCAACCUACGAGAACUGCUUCAACCUCGUCAUGCUGGAAAACCACCAGGGACGCGCAAUGGAGCGGCUCCUCAAAGCCCCAACCAAGUCGGACAUGCAGAGAUGGUUGGCAGCUUUCCCCAGCACCACCAAAGAAGACGUCGACGAAGAAGUGAUUUAUGAGGACUGGGAUUGUCCUCAGGUGCAGUGUGUGGAGCAGUACAUCGCCCAGCAAUCAGAUGAACUCGGCCUGGAGCCCACUGAGAUCGUUAACGUCAUCCGCAAAACCAAUGAGGGCUGGUACGAAGGGAUGCGUCUGUCUGACGGUCAGACGGGCUGGUUCCCCGAUACGAACGUCAUCGAGAUCACCAACGAGCACGUCAGGAGAAGAAACAUCAAGGAGCGCUACAGGGUCUCUCAGGCUACGAUGAUGGUGAAAUACGGCAAGGCCCGCUGAGUACGUCUACACCGGUCAUACACUCUAAGGACAAUAAGACGGAAGAUCCCAGUGAACGCUGUUUAUCAGCAAACACCUUGUGAAUAAUCCCCUAACUUAUACCACUGAAGCAACGCAGAACUAAAAUACGAUCCAAAUCAGAUGCUAAAAACGCAGCAUGCACUUUUAACUAUGACUGGGAAACUGUACGUGCCCAUCAUUCUUUGCAUUUCUUGAGAUACUAGUUAACGAGUCAUGCACAUUCUACCGUUCCUGCUAUGUCAAACAUCCUGCUGACUGUCACUGAGGCGGCAAAGUUUUCAAGUAUCUGAGCUGUGAACGCGCUAGAGUGAAGAUCUGCCGAUCACCUCUGGAUAUUUAAAACCGAUUGUGCUGCAAUACUACGCCUCCUACAGUUCUGUAGAAAGAAAAAUGUAAAUAUGUUGAAAAAUGUAAAAGGGUGUUUUGAUUAAACUAGCAGUUGUACUUUUAAUAA